Molecule: messenger RNA, 1758 nt
Organism: Meira miltonrushii
Lineage: Eukaryota; Fungi; Basidiomycota; Exobasidiomycetes; Exobasidiales; Brachybasidiaceae
Exons: 1
Coding region: 1-1641 (546 amino acids)
Biological process (GO): nucleolar large rRNA transcription by RNA polymerase I; transcription elongation by RNA polymerase I; RNA polymerase I preinitiation complex assembly
Cellular component (GO): RNA polymerase I complex
Molecular function (GO): DNA binding
Source: RefSeq, a predicted model, not a curated record
AUGGGAGAGAAGAGCGACAAGAAAGAAAAGCGAUCAAGGGACGCUUCCAGCUCUUCUUCAGCUUCCAAAAAGGCUCGCAAAUCUCAAGAGGCGAGUGAGCAUAGCAUCUCCCAAAACGAGAGCGGUGUGAAGAAGGGCAAAGGAAAAGCCAAAGAUGGUCAAAUUUCUACAUCUGCAGACACAACACAAGACAGAGAAACGGCAAAGAUAAAAACAUUAGAUCAACAACAUGCGUAUGAUGUUGGAGCUGUCUUAGUAUCAGCAUCGGAUUUCGCAUUACCCAAAGAUAUACCUUUCACAUUGCACCACCAACCUGGCUCUACAUCAGCAAGUCAAGAGCAAAGGGGAGCAUCUCUAGAGGACGGUCUCAUCUUGUCAGGCGAAUCAGACUCGAUGGAUUACGUUGGAUGGAAUUGGGACCUGAAUGCUAGCGUAGGCAAUGAUUCAGCAGUCAGACGUGAUGCAAAAGGGUAUUCUGGAGAAUACCUUGUAGGCAUCUAUGAUCCUGAAGAACGUACCGUUACCCUACGUGCUGCACCAAUGUUCAAUUUGAGAAGAUCCGUCAAGUCACUGUCAAAUCUAUCUAUCAACGGUUCGAGCGGAUUGUCAGAUUGGCAAAAACGUGUUGUUGCACGUCGUGAUUUGGGAGAAGCGUUCGGAAACCGAAAGACAAAAGCAAAAGCACGAGCAGAGGAUCGUAUGAAGGUCGAUACGAGUAAUAUGCUGGACAUCGUCAACACUUUACAAGAUGGCAUUGAAGAUACAAAGCAGAACAUUCCUUCAAUCGAUGAGAUGAAUGCAGAGGCUGAACAUGCUCGACCGAUUCCACCACCAAACUUCAAAGCUCAAACUCCACAUGAAGCAUAUCCAUUGGAAGUCUUGAUUCCCGAUGCAAUCUUCCGACUCUUAAAUACAAGAACAUUGGAAGGUGUUGAAUCGCAGGCAGAAUUGGCAAAAGCAUUGCCGGUCCGUGCUUCACAAUCGCCUUGGUUGAAAGAGCGAAUUUGGAAUAUGAUUCAAUCAGCCAAAUUCCGUAAGAUGAAUCAAGGUAAAGGAGGUUCACCUACAAAAGCAAAAGUUGAAUUCGAUGAAGAUGGAUUGCCGAUCGAAAAUGAAGAUGAAUCAAGUAUGGAUACCGCACCUACAAAUGGUAUCCUUAAAACUUCUCGACAAGAUGCACGUACGAAGCUCAAAGUGGCAUUCUAUAUUUCCAUCCUUUGGAGUUUCCUGAGUGUGGCAAGAGGAGGAAGCAAAGGUGGCGAAAAAGAGCAAUUGUUGUUCAAAUUACGCUUACACAACCUUCCAGGAGGCGAUCAAAUCUUGGCAGAUCUAUUCUCUCAAUUUACCGAACAAGAACGUGGCUCUAAGCGUGGAUCAAUCACCAAUUUCACCGAAACGAAAUUGUAUGCGUACAUGUUUGCUUUAUGCUUACAUUUGGAGGAUUUCUCAAUCGAUACAGCUCCUCUUGCACGAGAUCUUACUGUUCCACCAACAAAAGUAACAGAUAUCUUCCGCUCUUUGGGUUGUACAUCAGCGAACAAGACUGUAACCAAUUCAGACGGUACUUCAAGAGCACAAAGAAGAACCAUCUUGAAGAUUCCAUUCGAGCUGCCCAAGCCAAGGAAAGGACGUAGAAAUUAAUCUUUCUAUCGAAAAGGACUUUCUCCAAAAUCAUGUACAUCAUACUGGCUGAAAUAUUAUGCAAUAGCAUUUUCGCAUUUACCACUAAUCUUCGCAAAUUUCUUCCCCAGUGUCGAU